This is a messenger RNA of Aureobasidium namibiae CBS 147.97, 1890 nucleotides long. Its product is annotated as secreted carboxypeptidase-like protein. Gene Ontology annotation, biological process: proteolysis. Bases 1 to 1890 code for a protein of 629 amino acids. The transcript has 4 exons. Gene Ontology annotation, molecular function: serine-type carboxypeptidase activity. NCBI's taxonomy places the organism in Eukaryota, Fungi, Ascomycota, Dothideomycetes, Dothideales, Saccotheciaceae. Gene Ontology annotation, cellular component: fungal-type vacuole. The record is from RefSeq and is a predicted model, not a curated record.
AUGUUACUCAAAAACUCCGCCCUGUUGUCGGGCGCAUUCUUGGCUUCGUCUGCGAUUGCCCAGUUCCCGCCGAAGCCUGAGGAUGUUAAGACUGUAAAGUCAAAAUUCCAUCAGGGUAUCGAGAUCUCGUACAAGGAGGUUGAUCCUUCCGUUUGCGAGACGACCGAAGGUGUUCGCAGCUUCUCCGGAUAUGUCCAUCUGCCACCUCAUAGCAUUAACGAGACUCAUGAGAGUCAGGACUAUCCCGUCAAUACCUUCUUCUGGUUCUUCGAGUCUCGCAAGGACCCACACAAGGCUCCAUUGUCAAUCUGGCUCAAUGGUGGACCCGGAGGAAGCUCCAUGAUGGGGGCUCUCUCCGAGAACGGUCCUUGUUUUGUCAACGACGAUAGCAACUCCACACGUCUGAACCCUUGGUCAUGGAACAACGAGGUCAACAUCUUGUACAUUGACCAGCCAGUUCAAGUCGGGUACUCUUACGACAUCCCAACCAACAUCACUGUCAACUUGCUUGCCGAUAAUGAGGGUUCCGAUUCCAUCGAGGUUGCUGACUUCAGCUCCGGUGUUCCUGACCAGAAUGCUACUUUCCUGAUCGGCACUGCUAGCACUCAAAACGUUUCUCACACUGUCAACAGUACGCAGCACGCGGCUGUCGCUUUCUGGCACUUUGCUCAGACUUGGUUCGAGGAGUUUCCCCAGUACAAGCCUCACGAUGAGAAGAUUUCUCUCUUCACAGAGUCGUACGGCGGCAGAUACGGUCCUACCUUUGUCAAGAAGUUCAUGAAUCAGAACGAGCUGAUUGCCAACGGAUCUAUUUCGGGGCCUGGUACACACUAUUUGCACCUCGACACUUUGGGCAUAAUCAACGGCUGCAUCAAUUCUGAAGAUACCACUUCUGCAUACGUUGAAUUUCCCGUCGCCAAUACCUACGGUAUUCAAGGCUUCACCGAGGAGCAGUACUUGCACGCAAAGUACGAAUUUGUUCGUAAAGGAGGUCUACGCGAUCAAAUCCGAGAAUGUCGCCGGAUGCAACUCGAGACCGACCCUAACGAUUACGGUGAUGUCAAGAAGACCAAUGACUACUGCGCGGAAGCAGCUGAGAAGCAGGAGAAACACACCGUUGCCUUGUACAUGGAGAGCAAGAAGUUCGGUUGGUUCGAUGUGACCCAUCCGCAGAACGACCCUUUCCCAAGCCAAUACCUCGUGGGUUAUCUGAACCAACACUGGGUCCAAGAAGCGCUGGGUGUGCCUGUGAACUUCACUGCGGUCUCACCCACAGUCUACGAAGCUUUCAAAGGUACUGGUGAUAUCUCCAAGGGUGGCUUGAUCGAGGACAUCGCUUACAUUCUCGACAACGGCGUCAAAGUAGCUAUGAUGUACGGCGACCGAGACUAUGCCUGCAACUGGAUCGGUGGUGAAGCUUCAUCCCAAAAGAUUCCAUGGGAGUCACAAGAAGCGUUCUCAAAGGCCGGCUAUACUCCUCUUGUGCUCUCUCCUGUGCACUCUGGCGGUCUUGUUAGACAAUACGGCAACUUGAGUUUCACCAGAGUGUACCAGGCUGGCCAUCUGGUGCCUAGCUACCAACCUCAAGCUGCAUAUGAAAUUUUCAUGCGCAGUUUGUUCAACAAGGAUGUUGCUACUGGCGAGACUGCGGUGUCGGAUCAGUACAAGACUAACGGUACUGAAGAUGCAUGGACACCCAGUGAUGUCCUGCCUGCUCCCAAGAACGAGUGCUACACUCUAAACCCUGACUCUUGCACUGAAGAGGAGCAGGCUUGGCUCAAGGAUGGCACUGCCAUCAUCAAGAACUGGAUUCUUGUUGGUCGUGAGAAGGGUGGUAAGAGAGGAAGUCAGCAGCAGGUCUUGCUCGCGGAGGGCAUGUACGAGCUUUAG